Molecule: messenger RNA, 492 nt
Organism: Cannabis sativa
Lineage: Eukaryota; Viridiplantae; Streptophyta; Magnoliopsida; Rosales; Cannabaceae
Exons: 2
Coding region: 1-492 (163 amino acids)
Source: RefSeq, a predicted model, not a curated record
AUGGCUCAGUUAGAAGAUUCUGAAUUGGUUAAAACUCGAGAAGAUGUCUUAGCAGGCAAAGCUAAGGACUUCUCAAUUUCUGACAAUGGGAUGCCGUUGUUUAAAGCACGGGGAAUCAGACGUUAUGGAAAGAAAGGUAAAUUGAGCCCUAGGUUUAUUGGACCUUUUGAAAUUCUAGAGAAGGUUGGGCAAGUUGCUUAUCGGUUAGCCUUACCUCCUUCCUUGUCAGUAGUGCAUAACGUGUUUCAUGUGUCCAUGCUGAGAAAGUAUGUAUCUGAUCCAAUGCACGUUCUGAGUUAUGAAAUGUUAGAGUUGCAACCCGAUCUAACUUAUGACGAACAACCAGUGCAAAUUCUGGAUAGGAAGGAAAAAGUUCUGCGAACUAAAAUUAUAUCAUUGGUUAAAGUACUCUGGAGGAAUAGUAAAGUGGAAGAAGCCACUUGGGAAUUGGAAUCCGAUAUGAGGGCUCAGCACCCUGAGUUGUUCAGGUAG